AUGACCGAUCUAUUCCGCGACUUAGACUUUGCAGUAGUUUAUUUGGACGACAUACUAAUUUUUAGUAGCACAAAAGAGGAACACUGGCAACAGUUAGAUAAAGUACUGAGUCAUUUGAAAGAGGCAAAACUAAUCGCAAAAGUAGAUAAGUGUAAAUUUGGCCAGGAAUCUGUAAACUUUUUAGGCCAUCAAGUUUCCAAACAUGGCAUUGAAUCACUACAAGAAAAAUGCGAAGCAAUUAGGAAAAUGCAAAUAAGGAAAGAGAUUGAGGGCGUACAACGCUUCUUAGGAGUGUGCAAUUUCUACAGAAGGUUCAUCCAUAACUGUAGUCAUAUUGCUCAACCACUAGUGAACUUCCUAUCACAAAUCGAACAUUGGUCUAAAAGACAAGAGGAAGCAAUAGAAAAUCUUAGGAAGGCGUUGAGCUCCCCACCAUUAUUAACCCCAUUUACCACUGGAGAUAACUGCAGACUAACAACGGACGCUAGUAUGCAGGGACUAGGCGCCGUACUAGAAAAACUAUUGGAUAACAAGGUAUUAGGUGUCGUUAAUUAUUUUAGUAAAACUUUCCAAAGUCCGUAA
Messenger RNA from Saccharomyces kudriavzevii IFO 1802, 582 nucleotides. RefSeq lists its product as uncharacterized. NCBI's taxonomy places the organism in Eukaryota, Fungi, Ascomycota, Saccharomycetes, Saccharomycetales, Saccharomycetaceae. Bases 1 to 582 code for a protein of 193 amino acids. The record is from RefSeq and is a predicted model, not a curated record. The transcript has a single exon.